This is a messenger RNA of Chaetomium fimeti, 2639 nucleotides long. RefSeq lists its product as uncharacterized. Gene Ontology annotation, molecular function: transcription regulator activity; DNA binding. The coding region runs from base 331 to 2355 and encodes 674 amino acids. Gene Ontology annotation, cellular component: MBF transcription complex; SBF transcription complex. The transcript has 4 exons. NCBI's taxonomy places the organism in Eukaryota, Fungi, Ascomycota, Sordariomycetes, Sordariales, Chaetomiaceae. The record is from RefSeq and is a predicted model, not a curated record.
CAGAACGGAGACACCGACCAGGGCUGCAGGUUGUCGCAUGCCGGUGCUCAGGGAAGAGGAAGGACUGGUCGUGCUCCUUGUCGCAGGUGCACGCCCUUGAGGCCCCCGCCAGCUCGCGAGGGUUGCGCGGAGCUUUGUUGUUUGCGGACUGGAAGGGACAUUUGGUUUCCUCCCUUCAGCCCUCCGGGGCUGCAAGUGCUGUCUGACUUGAUAACCUGCGUCCUGCGUCCCCCACCUUCUCGUCGGCCCUCCACUCGUUGCCCCUCCCUCCCCACGAGCUGCAGCCAUCGCGACAAGUACGCGAGACAUCCCCGCCACGUCCUCACCGCCAUGGUAUCCGUAGCGGCACUUCUUAACCCGGAGCCCCCGCGGGCUCCAUUGCCAACGUCCCGCCCCCCUCCGGUUUCACCCUCCCAGCGGACUGUAGCCUUUCGAAGCCAGCCAACUCCCGUCACCCCCUCGAUCGAGACGCUCAGAAUGACCGAAGAUUCCAAGAACGCCCCUCGGUGCACCGCCAGGGCCGUCAUGAACUUCCCACCCUUCGAAGUCCUGGACGGGUCUUCGCUCUGCGAGGUUCGCAAGUUUCAAGUGCACCCCUUUGGCUCCAUCCAGGAGACCUGCGAGCGGAUACCCUACAAUAGCGGCAAGAAGGACUUCUUUACCAAGACUGGUAGAGAAGGGUUCGAAGCCUUCCAUUACGACUUCAAGAUUCCCGGAGACGACACCAACUACACCGUCAUGUGGGAUUACUGUGUCGGCCUGGUCCGCAUGACAUCCUUCUUCAAGUGCCGUGGCUACAGCAAGACCACGCCCGCAAAAAUGCUCAACCUCAACCCGGGUCUCAAGGACAUCACCCACAGCAUUACCGGUGGCUCCAUCAAAGCCCAAGGUUACUGGAUGCCAUACGCCUGCGCCAGAGCCGUCUGCGCGACAUUCUGCUACAAGAUCGCCGGCGCUCUCAUCCCGCUUUUCGGUCCGGAGUUCCCCUUAGAGUGCAUCCCCGAGAACGCCCACGGACACGGCCGCAUGGUUAUCAGCCCAGAUAUUGUGGAACAAGCGAGGAAUGAUGCCAUUGCGCUGUUCAGACCGGUCGCGGCCCUCCCUAGUCCGCGACCAUCCCGCAGCAUUAGCCCCUUGCCAUCUCAGCGUUCAGCACGCAUUCAUGAGUCCUACGACUACCCUUCGGAUUACGACCCGCGCCUGCUCCUGAGCCCCUACACCGAUACAGACGUCGACUACCGACCGACAUCGGGAUCCCACGGCCGUCGAAUGUGCACGACCAUGGCGCCUCUGCGGACCCCAGCGUCAAGACCCCCCCUAGGCCCAGCGCCGGUACCCACGCCGCAGGGUUCACCGGGGUGGGCAGCCGUGAACCGGCCACCCCAACCCCCCGCCCCGUACCACCGUCGCGGCAUCUCUCACCUCCACGAGGGGCUCCUAAGCCUCAACGUCCCGGCGACCGCCAACCCCUGGCUGUCCGCCAUUCCGCGUUCUCCGACACCAGGUGCCGCAGGUGGCACAAACGACUGGCACCCAUCGUACCAACCCCGCUCCGACCACCCCAACCAUCCCCCAUACCCCGAUAACAAUUCCCCACCGCCCGUCGCCUCCACCUCCCUACCGGAGCGGGGCGCCACCCUCGCCCCGCUGCGCCUCAAGCGCCGCUACAGCAAGGUCGACGCCACGCCCGACACCCACCACUACCCCCACCCCCACCACAACAACAACAACACCACCACCUACAACAACUACUACAACCUCGCCGCCACCACCUCAGAAGACGACGGCGAAUACGACCUCGACUACGACGCCGGCUCCAGCCACGCCGCCAGCCCCGGUGCCAGCGCCAGCGUCAGCCCGCAGUCCGUGGCGGCGGCGCCGCCGCCCACCCCGGUCUGGACCGGCAACAACAGCCAGGGCGCGAACGCGCCGCCCCAUCCUCGCACCGCCAAGACCUCGACCACGGUCACCGCCACGGCCACGGUCAUGGCUAUGGCUCCCAGCCCGGGCGACGCCUCCGAGGAGGAGGACGGUGCUGCUGCGCGGCGCGCGUCGGAGCGCGAUGCGGCGCUGAUGCUGAUGCAGAUGCACCUGCGCGGUCGCGGUGGUAGUGGUGGUGUCGGUGAUGGGGUUGGGGAUGGAUUGGGUGGUAAGGGCGACGGUGCCGUUUCUGCGCGGCCGUCGAGCUGGGCGCCGGCGCCUGUUGCUGAUGCUGCUGGUGCUGGUGAUGCUGGUGAUGUUGCUGAUGUUGCUGCUGCUGCUGUUCCCGCCGUGGUCAGCGUGAGUCGCGCUUCGCAGCCCGUUGCGGCUGGGCCGACUACGAGGUCGAAGCGGCGGAGGACGUUGGAGCGUUAAAAGGGUGUUUGCCUAGUUGGUGUGGGCGAGAUUGGAUUGAGGCGCGGUUGGAGUUACUGGCGUUGUGUUUGGUAGAGUGGAUGGGCCUUUGGGAUAGUACGGCUCGGCGGAGGGUUGGUGCUGGGUACGGUCUUGAUUUUGGUGAGUGGUUACGGUGUCUUGUCUCCUUGCUUUGCCUUGGCGUUUACUUUGUAUGUUUUCUUUGCUGGUUGGACGGGCGACUGGAAGGGGGCAGUUCAGGGGUUGACGGGUUCUGUUAGGCGCAGGUGAAGGUGCUGGGUUGU